Venturia canescens is the source of this 999-nucleotide messenger RNA. Its product is annotated as carbonic anhydrase-like. The transcript is spliced from 5 exons. Gene Ontology annotation, molecular function: carbonate dehydratase activity; zinc ion binding. Lineage: Eukaryota; Metazoa; Arthropoda; Insecta; Hymenoptera; Ichneumonidae. The record is from RefSeq and is a predicted model, not a curated record. The coding region runs from base 1 to 984 and encodes 327 amino acids.
AUGUUGAAAAAUACGAUCCUCGGUUUCUUUUUCAUUUCCUUUUCCAUUUUAUCGCAACAAAUUGAUGCUGGAGCGUGCCUUGGUAAAAGCGCGUCUGAAAUACAUCUUCAACCCGGAGAAAGCGCCAGUCAACAAGCCGGAAAUGUUGACGACAGCAGGGAAAGACUAGAACCGUCCAACAGCAGAAACGUUGAAAGGUCCGGUCAUGAUUCGUCAAAGUGGCAUUUCGGGUAUCACAAUAUUCCAGAAUGGGGAAGUCAUCAUCCUGACUGUAAAGGCAAAAAACAGUCACCUGUCGAUCUCAAUCCGAGUGUGAUGAUCCAGCUUGAAGUGGAACAGCCUUUCGUAUGGACUGGCUACCGCAAACCUCCAAUGAACAUGACAGUCGUCAACAACGGUCAUACCGUUCAGUUGAGCGGAUAUUGGAGCGAUGACAAUAUACCACGAAUAUCCGGUGGAACUCUCACGGGCGAUUACGUAUUCCUUCAGCUUCAUUUUCACUGGGGCACGACGGACGAUUCCGGAAGUGAACACACCAUCAAUAACGUUGGUCUGCCUCUCGAGAUGCACAUGGUUCACUACAAAAAAAGUUAUGGAUCAGCGGCUAAAGCGAUGAAAAAUAAAGACGGUUUAGCCGUCAUUGGAAUUCUUUACAAAAUCGAUAAAAUGCAAAGUAAUGGAAUUCAGUUAAUGCUUAAAAACUUUAAAGACUUCAAAUCUCCGGGAAGAGCGACGCCAAUUCAACCGUUCCCACUGUCCAAAUUCAACUUGAAUUUCCCAGGCGAAUAUGUGAGUUAUUCGGGCUCGUUGACCACUCCGCCCUGUAGCGAAAUUGUCACAUGGAUCAUCCCAGUAUAUCCUCGAUUCAUGAGUCAAAAACAGAUCGACAAGUUUCGGCAAAUCAGUCUCGCUGGGGGGGACGAUCAUAACAACCGUCCAGUUAUGCCCCUGAAUCGUCGGGCGCUUAACUACAUAGGACAUUGAUAAAAGAAAACCAAU